ACUUCUUGGAGGAACUGAUGUCCUCCUUUCAAACAUCGCAGAAAAUGGCCCACCACUUGUUCUUCUUGGCGACUUCAACAUCCAGUCAGAGAAGUCAUCCGAUCUACUUAUUUUAAUUUCCUCUCUUUCUCUCUCACUUGCUCCUUCUCCACCAACUCAAAAAGCUGGCAACCACCUUGACCUAAUUUUCACCAGAAACUGCUCCACCUCUAACCUCAAGGUAACUCUACUUCAUGUCUCUGGUCAUUUCUUCAUAUCCUACUCUCUCCCACUCUCCCAAUCUGAUGAUCUCAUCUCAUCAGAUAUUGCACUUGUCCGUCUUAACAUUCGAUCUCUCUCCCCCUCCUCUCUGUCCUCAACUGUUCUAUCAGCACUUCCUUCAGCUGACUCCUUCUCCCUCAUGCAUCCCUCUCUUGUUUACAUGUUGCACAACAUCCAAAGGAUACGACCUCUUCUAACCCAGAAGGCAGCACAGGUUCUGGCCCAGCCUCUUGUCAUCUCACGCUUGGACUACUGCAACUCCCUCCUGGCUGGUCUCCCUGCGUGUUCCAUAUGACCUCUGCAACUCAUCCAGAAUGCAGCAGCUCGACUGGUCUUCAACUUACCAAAAUUCUCCCACACUACACCGCUCCUCCACUCCCUUCACUGGCUUCCUAUAGCUGUUCGCAUCCGCUUCAAGACUCGAUCCAUGCUACAAACGGAUCCGGUCCAGCCUAUUUCACCAUUCAAGUGCCACAACUGCAACAACAAUCAACUUUCUACUGAGACAGACAAACCCAACUUAAAGGGUUUUUUCGAUCAGUUUGAUCAAACCUUAAUUAUUUUGGAAGAUUAUUUGUUCUUUAUUCAAUACAUAUUUGAUACUUGCUCUGCUUUCCUUUUCCAGAUCAACGCUGAGUUUAUGCGAAUUACAACAGUUCCCUUGGAGACAAAGUUCUUGGCGCAGUUGGACAAGCACACGUCCAAACUGCUGGAUGUCAUCAGGAGCAAGGGAGGACGUGUGCAAGAACAGACCAAGAGGACCUUGCAGGUUUUAGAUGAGACUGUGGACAUCACAAUAAGAAGAGAGUGCAUCCUUAAAUCUUUGAUGAUCUACCUGGGUGAACCUGUUCAUCACCUCAUCAAAGAAUACCAGGAAAAUGAAGCUGACGAACUGGAGCAGGCAACGAUGGCUAUCGUUGUCAGUGGACAAGAGGACAUUAAAAUAGUCAUCGAUGGAAUAGAGGUCCUGAAAGAGGUGCCCACAACUGCAACGGCUGUUGCAAUGUUCUUCGGGCUCACCUACGCACUCAAACUAAAAUAUCCGAAAAAUUUGCAGCACACCCUUGAAUUUGUGCAAAAAGUCCUGAUGGAGCUUGGUGGAAAAAAUAUGUCCCCAAAAGUUCAUAGGCUGAGCACCCUGCUUUACAACCCAGAGUAG
Messenger RNA from Solea solea (common sole), 1420 nucleotides. RefSeq lists its product as uncharacterized. The coding region runs from base 689 to 1420 and encodes 243 amino acids. NCBI's taxonomy places the organism in Eukaryota, Metazoa, Chordata, Actinopteri, Pleuronectiformes, Soleidae. The transcript is spliced from 3 exons. The record is from RefSeq and is a predicted model, not a curated record.